CACUGCACUGCACCGCACCGCACCGCGCUUUAUGUCUUCUCUGUGAAGGGAGAUUCCGGACGGACGGACGCGUACACGUGCCACGUCUCCACGUUCUCUCUCUCCUCAUCAUUAUCAUUAGCUCGUCCACUCUGUUUGUUUGAGACCAAAUUAAUAAUACUCCAAAUUUAAUUAUAUUUCGUAAAGUAAAAUUAGAAGAUCGAUGAAGGAAUUCGAGAGGCACCAAAGGCGGUGGGGGUCGGACUCCGUUCCCGGUAGCGCUUUGAGCGAAGGAUCCUCGCCGGCGACUGACUCAGCAUCGGUGCAGGAGGAGUUCGUUGAGGUCACUAUCGAUCUCCAAGACGAUGACACCAUCGUGGUCCGCAGUGUCGAGCCGGCAACCUCGGUUGCUAUUGCUGAUUAUGACCUUAGUAUCAUCGGCGGGAGUGAGACUCCGUCUUCGGUAUCGCCGUCGGCGACGAUGCGGCGGAGUUCGUCGAAUCGUCUGUUUCAGUUCUCUCAGGAGUUGACAGCGGAGGCGGUGGCCAAAGCGAAGCACUUCUCUCAGGAGUUGAAAGCGGAGCUGAGGCGGUUCUCGUGGAGUCAUGGCCAUGCUUCUCGUGUCCUCUCUUCCCCCCCUACGGGGCUUCAGAACGGCGUCGUAGGGGCCAGUGGCCGUUUGGAUUUAGCUUUGGCCGCUCGAGCCCUUCGUCGACAGCGAGCUCGCCUGGAUCGGACUCGUUCCGGUGCUCAGAGAGCUCUUCAAGGACUCAGAUUCAUCAGCAGUAGAAAAGCUGAUGGCGCCGAUGCCUGGAACGAAGUCCAGCGUAACUUCGACCGGAUUGCAAAGGACGGCUAUCUCUGUCGUGCCGACUUCCCGCAAUGCAUAGGAAUGAGAGAUUCGAACGAAUUUGCACUUGAAUUGUUCGACGCCCUAUCCAGGAAACGAAGAUUGAAGGUUGACAAGAUCGGCAAAGACGAACUUUACGAGUACUGGACUCAGAUCGCCGAUCAGAGCUUCGAUUCUCGACUCCAGAUCUUCUUCGACAUGGUGGACAAGAAUGAGGAUGGCAGGAUCACUGAAGAGGAAGUUAAAGAGAUCAUAAUGCUGAGCGCUUCCGCAAAUAAGUUGUCAAGAUUGAAGGAACAGGCGGAGGAAUAUGCAGCUCUAAUUAUGGAAGAGUUAGAUCCUGAAAGGCUUGGCUACAUUGAGCUGUGGCAGCUGGAGACACUCCUGCUACAGAAGGAUACGCAUCUGAACUACAGUCAAGCACUAAGCUACACAAGCCAGGCUUUGAGCCAGAACCUACAUGGGCUUAGAAUGAGAAGCCCACUAAAAAGGAUGAGCACAAAGCUACUUUACUUCCUGCAAGAGAACUGGAGGAGAAUUUGGGUUAUCUGCUUGUGGAUCCUGAUAAUGGCUGGGCUGUUCUUGUGGAAGUUCUUCCAGUACAAACAAAAGGAUGCGUUCAAGGUCAUGGGUUACUGCCUCCUCACUGCUAAAGGCGCAGGCGAAACUCUGAAAUUCAACAUGGCUCUCGUCUUACUGCCUGUGUGCAGGAACACCAUUACUUGGCUGAGGUCCACCAAGUUGGGGUAUUUUACGCCACUUGAUGACAACAUCAACUUUCAUAAGACCAUUGCUGCGGCCAUAGUAAUCGGUGUCAUAGUACAUGCUGGGACGCACUUGACUUGUGAUUUCCCAAGGUUGAUCCACGAAUCUGACGAAACAUACAAGCUAUACUUCACCAACACUUUCGGCCACGAGAAGCCCAAGUAUGUGGACCUGCUUCGAGGGGUUGAAGGUGUGACAGGAAUUCUAAUGGUGAUCUGCAUGACCAUUGCCUUUACGCUUGCAACCCGGUGGUUCAGGCGUAGCCUUAUAAAGUUGCCCAAGCCCUUUGACAGAUUGACAGGAUACAAUGCCUUUUGGUAUUCACACCAUCUUUUUGUCCUUGUCUACAUCUUGCUCAUCGUCCACGGAUUGCAUCUGUAUCUUGUGCACAAAUGGUACCUCAAGACGACAUGGAUGUUUCUUGCUGUUCCUAUUCUCAUAUAUGCAGGAGAAAGAACGCUGAGAUUCUUUCGAUCUGGGUUCUACACUGUCCAUCUUUUGAAGGUUGCUAUAUAUCCGGGAAAUGUUAUCGCAUUGCAAAUGUCUAAGCCUACCCAGUUUCAGUACAAGAGCGGGCAGUACUUGUUUGUCCAGUGCCCUUCUGUUUCUCCAUUUGAGUGGCAUCCAUUUUCAAUAACUUCAGCUCCUGGUGACGACUAUCUUAGCAUUCACAUCCGGCAGCUAGGUGACUGGACACAACAGCUUAAGACGGUAUUUUCUGAGGCCUGUGAACCUCCAGUUUCUGGGAAGAGUGGGUUGGUCAGAGCUGAUGAGACAAAGAAAAGGAGUUUUCCAAAGCUCUUGAUAGACGGGCCUUAUGGAGCUCCAGCACAAGAUUACCGAAAAUAUGAUGUCCUACUACUUGUUGGACUUGGGAUUGGAGCAACACCUUUUAUCAGCAUAUUGAAAGAUUUGCUCAACAACAUUGUUAAAAUGGAGGAACAGGCAGAAUCAGUUUCAGACUUCAGCAGGAGCUCGGAUCAGAGUGGUGGAGCUACUGAUUCCCCCUCUCAGUGUAAAGUUUACCCGAAACGAAAGAGAACUCUGAAGACAACAAAUGCCUACUUCUACUGGGUGACUCGGGAGCAAGGAUCAUUUGAUUGGUUCAAAGGGGUCAUGAAUGAAGUUGCCGAACUCGAUCAGAGGGGUGUCAUUGAGAUGCACAAUUACCUAACCAGCGUUUAUGAAGAAGGAGAUGCCAGGUCUGCCCUCAUCACCAUGGUGCAAGCACUAAACCAUGCAAAGAAUGGGGUUGAUAUUGUUUCGGGCACCAAGGUGAGAACCCAUUUUGCAAGGCCUAAUUGGAAAAAGGUCUUCUCGAAAGUAUGCACAAAGCAUGGGGAUGCAAAGAUAGGAGUUUUCUACUGCGGAGCUCCAGUGUUGGCCGAAGAACUGAGCAAGCUCUGUUGUGAAUACAAUCAAAAAGGGUCCACCAAGUUCGAAUUUCACAAGGAGCACUUCUGAAAAAAACUGUCUAGAGGUGCAUUUCUGUAUCUACCAGUAGUAUUGUGCGUUCACUCCAAUCCACACACAGCCACAGGCGACCCAAUCCAAACGCCCUGGUUUAAACAGAGAUUUAAACCCUAGGAUUAUUAUUAUUAGAAAAUAGGAAAAGAAAGCGGGUGCAUGUGCAGCAGCAGGAGCAGGAGCAGGAGAACGAACUGUAUAUACAGACAGUCCGUCCGGUUUUGAGAAGAGAAUUGGUAUGUAUCACUUAUUUUUUGUUUUCUCUUGUAAUAAUAAUAUAUUAAUAAUAUCAUGCUUGGUUUCGGGUCAUUUUUACUUAGA
Messenger RNA from Diospyros lotus (date-plum), 3382 nucleotides. RefSeq names its product respiratory burst oxidase homolog protein A-like. NCBI's taxonomy places the organism in Eukaryota, Viridiplantae, Streptophyta, Magnoliopsida, Ericales, Ebenaceae. The record is from RefSeq and is a predicted model, not a curated record. Gene Ontology annotation, cellular component: plasma membrane. The coding region runs from base 203 to 3058 and encodes 951 amino acids. The transcript is spliced from 14 exons. Gene Ontology annotation, molecular function: peroxidase activity; NAD(P)H oxidase H2O2-forming activity; calcium ion binding.